UGGUGAUUUACGCCAAUACAUAUGCAAUAAUAUGACUACUUUAUCAUGGAUAGAUAGAUUAUUUAUAAUAUGGGAUAUUAGUUUGGAUUUAGAGCGAAUACAUAAGGCCGGACUCAUUCAUCGUGACAUUCAUCCUGGUAACAUAUUGCAUACACGAGAAGUCGAUCAUUUACUCUGUGAGAUUCCCAUACACACCGGAGUGGCAUAUAUUGCAGAUUUUGGCCUUUCAAUGGCAUCCAGCAUUAGUCAUCGUAGUACAUUGAAAGUUUAUGGUGUAAUGCCUUAUAUAGCUCCGGAAGUACUUCGUGGAGAAGAUUUGCAAAGGAUUACGCCCACAACCUUGCCCAAAUACAUUGCCUUUUUACCUUCAGUUAAUGCAAAAUUGCUGGGAUGA
Molecule: messenger RNA, 394 nt
Organism: Racocetra fulgida
Lineage: Eukaryota; Fungi; Glomeromycota; Glomeromycetes; Diversisporales; Gigasporaceae
Source: the annotation of a GenBank genome assembly